AUGGCUAGCUCCAAAGGUCAGAAAGUCACUGGCAAAGUCAGCUCAGGGAAUAUGAUUUUUCAGCCUAUAUUGGAAGGUGUUUUCCGAUUCGAUUGUUCUGUAAAUGAUAGAGAUGCAGCAUAUCCGAGUGUUUCUUUUGCGAAUAGCAGAAAUAGAGAGACAUCAAUCACAAGUGACAAAGUUCCUUCAUAUAUUCCUACAUUUGAAUGUCUUCUGGGGCAGCAGGUUAUCAAACUUGAGCUGCCUCUGGGUACUUCCCUCUAUGGAACUGGAGAAGUUAGCGGACAGCUCGAGAGGACUGGGAAGAGAGUUUUCGCAUGGAACACAGAUGCAUGGGGUUAUGGUCUUGGUACUACAUCCUUGUACCAAUCACAUCCCUGGGUGUUAGCUGUCCUUCCAAAUGGAGAGACACUAGGAAUUCUGGCUGACACUACAAGGCGGUGUGAGAUUGACCUGAGGAAAGAAUCAACAAUUCGAUUUGUUGCUCCCUCCUCCUACCCUGUGAUUACAUUUGGUCCAUUUGCUUCACCUACUGCUGUUUUGAUAUCUUUAUCUCAUGCAAUCGGGACUGUGUUCAUGCCCCCAAAAUGGUCAUUAGGUUAUCACCAAUGCCGUUGGAGCUACGACUCUGAUAAGAGAGUUUUGGAGGUUGCAAGGACAUUCCGGGAGAAAGGCAUUCCUUGCGAUGUGAUAUGGAUGGAUAUAGAUUACAUGGAUGGAUUUCGAUGUUUCACCUUUGAUAAGGAGCGUUUUCAAGAUCCAAAGUCUUUAGUCAAAAAUCUCCAUGAUGAUGGUUUCAAGGCUAUAUGGAUGCUUGAUCCUGGGAUUAAGCAUGAAGAUGGGUAUUUUGCCUAUGACAGUGGUUCUAAAAAUGAUGUUUGGGUUCAAAAGGCAGAUGGAACACCUUUUAUUGGGGAGGUGUGGCCGGGACCUUGUGUCUUCCCAGACUAUACACAGUCUAAAGUUCGUGCUUGGUGGGCUAAUUUAGUUAGAGAUUUCAUUUCCAACGGUGUUGAUGGUAUAUGGAAUGAUAUGAAUGAGCCUGCUAUCUUUAAGGUUGUUACAAAAACAAUGCCUGAGAGCAAUGUUCACAGGGGAGACAAGGAGCUUGGAGGCUGUCAGAAUCAUUCUUUUUAUCAUAACGUAUAUGGACUGCUGAUGGCAAGAUCAACCUAUGAAGGCAUGAAGCUAGCUAAUGAAAAGAAGCGUCCUUUUGUUCUUACUAGAGCUGGAUUUAUUGGCGGCCAAAGGUAUGCUGCAACGUGGACCGGAGAUAAUCUUUCAAAUUGGGAUCAUCUCCAUAUGAGCAUCUCCAUGGUUCUUCAGCUGGGACUCAGCGGUCAGCCACUUUCAGGGCCUGACAUUGGUGGAUUUGCUGGAAAUGCAACACCUAGGCUUUUUGGAAGGUGGAUGGGUAUAGGUUCCAUGUUUCCCUUUUGCCGUGGGCAUUCUGAAAAAGAUACUGUUGACCAUGAGCCCUGGUCUUUUGGAAGCGAGUGUGAAGAAGUUUGUCGAUUGGCAUUGAAGAGGCGCUACCGCAUUUUACCGCUUAUCUACACACUUUUUUAUUUCUCUCAUACAAGAGGCACUCCAGUGGCAACCCCUACUUUCUUUGCUGAUCCGAAAGAUCCAAGCUUGAGAAAACUUGAGGAUUCUUUUUUGCUGGGCCCAGUUUUAGUACAUACAAGAACCUUACCCAAUCAAGGGUUGAAUAAUUUGAAGUGUACAUUGCCAAAGGGUAUAUGGUUGAGUUUUGAUUUCGGGGAUGCACAUCCGGAUUUACCAGGUUUAUAUUUAAAAGGUGGCUCAAUUAUACCUGUGGGUCCUGCUAUUCAGCAUGUUGGUGAAGCCAGUCUAUCAGAUGACUUGACACUUCUUGUGGCCUUAGACGAGCAUGGGAAAGCUGAAGGUUUUCUAUUUGAGGAUGAUGGUGAUGGAUAUGAAUUCACUAAAGGUGAAUAUUUAUUGACCCAUUAUGUGGCUGAACUUCAAUCGUCAGCUGUAACUGUGAGUGUAUACAAAACUCAAGGAUCGUGGGACAGACCUAAACGACAAUUGCAUGUUCAAUUGUUGCUUGGUGGGGAUGCAAUGCUUGACACAUGGGGAAUGGAUGGAGAAGUUCUGCAACUAAUGUUGCCUUCAAAAGAGGAGGUAUCUAAGUUGAUAUCUACUGGCGAGAAGCUAUACAAGAAUCGACUGGAUAAUGCUAUUCAAAUUCCUGAUGUGGAAGAGGUUUCUGGACGCAAGGGAACAGAGCUGUCAAAAUCUCUCAUUGAAUUGAAGAGUGGUGAUUGGGUUCUUAAAGUCGUCCCCUGGAUUGGGGGCAGAAUCAUCUCCAUGAUGCACACUCCUUCAGGAACACAGUGGCUCCAUAGCAGGAUUGAGAUCAACGGGUACGAGGAGUAUAGUGGUACAGAGUAUCGUUCCGUUGGGUGUUCCGAGGAGUACUUUGUUAUCGAUCGAGAACUUGAACAUGCAAGAGAGAAGGAAUCUCUCCUAUUGGAGUGUGACAUUGGUGGAGGAUUGGUUCUUCAAAGGCAGAUCUAUUUUCCAAAGGAUUCUACCAAAGUUUUCCGGAUAGACUCCAGCAUAUUAGCUUGCAGCGUUGGUGCUGGUUCUGGAGGGUUCUCAAGGUUGGUCUGCUUAAGAGUUCACCCAACAUUCAAUCUCUUCCAUCCAUCAGACUCUUAUGUCUCAUUUACUUCAGUUGAUGGAUCAAAGCAUGAGGUCUUUCCAGAAUAUGGGGAGCAAUUUUUUGAAGGGAACCUUCUUCCUAAUGGUGAGUGGAUGCUCAUUGAUAAAUGUCUUGGUCUGGCUCUGGUCAACCGAUUCAAUGCAAACGAGGUAUUCAAGUGUCUUAUUCACUGGGAAUCUGGGACUGUCAACUUGGAGCUUUGGUCAGGAAGCAGGCCUGUUUCGAAGCAGUCACCUUUGAGAAUUGCUCAUGAAUACGAGGUGGUGAGAAUCCCAUGAUUACUCAAAUGGUCACUGCAUGAGUGGUUAAAACAUUCAGAACAGAGGACUGUAAAAUACGCGUUUGAGAAAGAAAACUAUAUCCAAAAUCCAAAUAUCAGUUCCUUCUUCCUUUUCACUGGUGUUUUUGUAGGGAAAAAUUAUGUGAAUUGGGUCCUUUCUUCCAUCUGGUGGGCAAGCUGGUGGGAAUGUUAGGGCUAGUUAGGCCACUAGAAAUGGGCUUCACGGAAAGCAAUAGUGACAAAUAUUAUAAUUUGUAAUCUUAUUUGUUGGUGAGAAGCUAGAGGAGGAAACAACCUUUUCUAAAAAAUUAAAGGAUAGUUUGUUUCAA
Messenger RNA from Prosopis cineraria, 3304 nucleotides. RefSeq lists its product as uncharacterized. NCBI's taxonomy places the organism in Eukaryota, Viridiplantae, Streptophyta, Magnoliopsida, Fabales, Fabaceae. Gene Ontology annotation, molecular function: hydrolase activity, hydrolyzing O-glycosyl compounds; carbohydrate binding. Gene Ontology annotation, biological process: carbohydrate metabolic process. The record is from RefSeq and is a predicted model, not a curated record.